Messenger RNA from Thrips palmi, 1617 nucleotides. RefSeq names its product venom acid phosphatase Acph-1-like. The coding region runs from base 240 to 1502 and encodes 420 amino acids. The record is from RefSeq and is a predicted model, not a curated record. Gene Ontology annotation, molecular function: phosphatase activity. The transcript is spliced from 7 exons. Lineage: Eukaryota; Metazoa; Arthropoda; Insecta; Thysanoptera; Thripidae. Gene Ontology annotation, biological process: dephosphorylation.
GGCCGGGGCAGGGGCGGGGCCACAUCCGCACAGCACCAUCGCCGCCAGCCUCAAGGUCGAGGGCAGCCCAGCCCAGCUUCACCGCCACCCCAUCAAGCCGGCAUCAAGCCGUCCCCGCCGCUAUAUAACGACCCGGUGUGGCGCGCUGUGGUGACAGCGACUGCGUCUCGCCGGCUCCGCGCCGCAUCAGCGUCUCGCUGCGUCCUGAACAGCCCCGCCGAACCGCCGCACACACCGCCAUGCGCGCCGCCAUCGCCUUGGUCGCGUUGGCCGCGGCCUGCAGCGCCGUCGCCGCGCAGGACAAGGAGGUCCUCGUGGACCUGAAGCGCGUGCCCAUGCUCAGCGCCGUGCUCGGCGACGUGCCCGUCGAGGGCAUGGAGCACGACGCCGUGCCGGACAAGCAGCACGGCAACGGGGACCACUACGACACGUCGACGCUCCGCCUGCUGCACGUGAUGUUCCGCCACGGCCAGAGGACCCCCGCUGACACGUACCCCAACGACCCUUACGUCAACUUCAACUUCGCCCCCGUGGGCUGGGGCCAGCUGACUCUGAACGGCAAGCGCGACCAGUACGAACAGGGGCAGUGGAUGCGGCGGCGCUACGGCGCCUUCCUGGGCGACCUGUACCACCCCGACGUGGUCGAGGUCCACAGCACGGACGUCGCCAGGACGCAGAUGUCCGCCAUGCUGUCCAUGGCGGGGCUCUGGCCGCCCGCACCAGAGCAGCGCUGGCACUCCAGUUUGGACUGGCAGCCCGUGGCCGUCAAGAGCCAAAGCUUGGACCAGGACGAUCUGCUGCUGGUGCGCGUUCCGUGCGCGCGUUACGGCGAGAUGCUGGAGGAGGUGAUGCAGUCCCCGCCAGUCGUGUCCCUCCUCAAGGAGAACGAGCCGCUGCUCCACUACUUGACCGAGAAGACGGGCAUGAAGAUCGCCACGCCCGAUGAUGUCCAGUCGCUGUACAGCACUCUCAAAGCCGAGGAGGGCUUCAACCUCGCGCUGCCCGACUGGACCAACGGCACGGUCUACCCCGACGCGCUGACGCAGCUCACCGCGCUCAGCUUCGAGAUCAACGUCAUGACCAGGGAGAUGCAGCGCAUCAAGGGAGGCCCGCUCGUCAAGACCGUGCUGCAGCACUCCGUGGACCGCGCCAACGGCAAGCUCAAGGCGGAGCGCCGCAUGUACGCGUACGCCGGCCACGACUCCACCGUGGCCAACUUCCUGAUCGCCAUGGGCGCGUGGGACACGCAGAUUCCCGGCUACGGCAUCCUCGCCCUCGUGGAGCUGCACGAGGACCCCAUCUCGCACGAGUACGGCGUCAAGAUGUUCCUGAGGAACUCGACGGAGGUGCCGCCCUACCCCUUGCACAUCCAAGGCUGCGGCCACUUCUGCCCCCUGGACAAGCUGGUCCAGCUGACGGCCGACGUGGUGCCAGACACCUUGCAGCGCGCGUGCGUCCCCAAGGACCCCAACUACACCCCGCCGCCUGCGUCUGGACCUUGAAAGAAAAAAACCGCCACCGACCGUCUUCCCACAAGCUGGAAUCAGCAGAAAAAUUUGUAUUGUUGCCCUGUCUAGAAAACAUCAAGAUAGUAAAGAAUGCAGGUUUAAUUUUUAA